Meloidogyne enterolobii is the source of this 1827-nucleotide messenger RNA. NCBI's taxonomy places the organism in Eukaryota, Metazoa, Nematoda, Chromadorea, Rhabditida, Meloidogynidae. The record is from the annotation of a GenBank genome assembly.
UGCCUUUUUAGUUAUUUUCUGUUUUUACAUUUUGACAUUUUUCUAUUAACUAGAGAGUGGGUUAAAGAGAGAAUUAGGGACGUUAGACAAAAAGUUGAAGUAGAGUCAAAAUUUAAUAGGGUUGGCUUGUUUUUGGCUUCUUUUUUGGACUGUUUUCAACUGAUUUUUUUCAUUUUUUAAAUAUUUUCUUUUGUUUUAGACAUUUUAUUACACUUUUAGAUGGCUAAAGCUGAAAAUAACGAUUCUGAUGUAAAGCCUUCAUCUUCAAAUGAAGCAAGUUCGAUUUGGUCUCAACACGUUGCAGAUAAUGGACGAAUAUAUUUUUACAAUAAAGUGACAAAAGUUUCUUCUUGGACUAAACCUGAUGAAUUAAAGACAAGUGAAGAGAAGGAAAAAUCAGUUUGGAGGGAAUAUAAAACGCCAGAAGAAAAGACAUAUUAUUACAAUACUGUGACAAAGAUUACGACAUGGACAAAACCUGAAAUAUUAAAUGAAGUUAAAGAUGAGAAACCUGAACCAGCUCAAAAUACACCAAAUUCCGAAAUAGAGAAGGCAAUGGAAGCUACAUUAAUGGCUUUUGACGGAAAAUCUGAAGAUAAAAAGAAAAUUAAGGUUGAGGAACCGAAGAAAGAAGAGCCUGAGGAUGAGCAGGAAAUUAAUUUGAAGAAACGGCAAAUUGAAAUUUUUCGAGAAAUGCUUCAAGAAAAGGCUAACGACCGUCGUAUAAAUACAAACAUGAGUUGGGAACAAGCUAGUAAAUAUAUUCAACAUGAUGUUCGUUUUAAAAUAUUACCCAAAGUUUCCGAGAAAAAACAAAUUUUCAGUGCAUGGAAGAUUCAGAGAUCAAAAGAUGAAAGACAUGAACGAAGAACAGCAAUUAAAAAAGCUAAAGAAAAUUUGGAAGAAUGGUUAAUGUCAAAUGUAAGAAUGAAGCCAACCCUAAGAUAUCAUAAAGCUGAAAAAUAUUUUGCUGAUGAACAUUUAUGGAGAGCUGUAUCAGAUGUUGAAAGAAGAGAAAUUUUUGAUGAUGUUAAAAAAGCAAUAAUAAAAUUGGAUGCUGAACAGAAAAAAGUGACAAAAGAAAGAAAUAUAAAAACUUUGGGUGAUAUUUUGGAAGGAAUGGAUGCUAUAGAUCAUACAACAACUUGGGCACAAGCACAGAGAAUUUUGAUUGAAAAUCCGGAUUUUGCUAGAGAUACAAUUUUACAAGGUAUGGAUAAAGAAGAUGCUUUAAUUGUUUUUCAAAAUCAUAUAAAAUCUGCUGAAGGUCAUUAUUUAAAAGAAAAGCAAAAUGAAGCGCUUAGAAUAAAAAGAAGUGAACGCAAAACACGUGAACAAUUUAUUCAAUUUUUAUCGGAAUUAUUUGAAAGAGGAUUGAUAACACCAACAAGUACAUGGGCAUCCUUAUACCCAACAAUUUCUGCAGAUCGCCGUUUCGAAAAUAUGUUAUUAACAACUGGUUCAACAUCUCUUGAUUUAUUUAAAUUUUAUGUAGAAGAUUUAAAAAAUCAAUUUUACACUGAUAAAAAAAUUGUUAAAGAAAUUUUGGUUCAAAAAGAAAUUGUUUUGAAAGAUUCUGUGGCUUUUGAUCAUUUUCAACAAUGGAUUAGAGAACAUCCUAAAGGAAAGAAAAUUUCUACAAACAGUUUAAAAUUUUGUUAUUAUUCUUUGUGUGAUAAAGCUAUUGAAAAGGUGAAGGAAAGUGAACGGGAAAUGGAUAAAAAGGUUUGUGAAAAUUUCAAAAAAUUAAUUUUUAUGGGGUUUCUGGUGGUUAUUACAAGGGUAGGAAGUGACGAUAGCACCGCAACUUUUAGCUUUUGGAAUUGA